Messenger RNA from Nezara viridula (southern green stink bug), 857 nucleotides. The record is from the annotation of a GenBank genome assembly. Lineage: Eukaryota; Metazoa; Arthropoda; Insecta; Hemiptera; Pentatomidae.
CUUCAGUCAGUAAUAGCUGCAAUAUAUUUUAAUUCACAACUAUGUAAUGGAGGAAUUUUAUAAGACGAUUCAGGGAAGAAGGAUUGAUGCAUUUACUGCAGCCGCACUAGGUGACCUUGAAUCGCUUCAAGAAAUUGUUAGUCCACGGAAUGUCAACAUGAAAAAUGUCGACGGUUGGACGAUGCUGAUGUACGCUUGCUAUUACGACAGGUUGGAGGUUGUUAAAUUCCUGCUGAAGUUUGGAGUCGACAAAGCCUUAACUUGCGGGAAGGGCCGGACUCCAUUAAUGAUAGCAGCUACCAGCGGCAAUGUAGAUAUUAUGCCUUUGGUAUUACAGAAAGAAAUAUUAGAGUUCAAAGAAGAUAGGGGUAUGACUGCCCUGUGUCUAUCGAUAGAUCAUGGCCACCUUAGCGGAGCUGAAAUUUUACUUUCGAACGGAGCUAACCCUGACGUCAUGUCCAAAAACGGAACACCCUUGAUGACGACGGCAGAAAGAGGGCAUUAUUCUGGGGCCAAAAUCCUCCUUCAAUAUAAAGCUAAUCCUUUAAUAUCAAAUAUUGAAGGGAAGAAUGCAGCGGAUAUAGCCAAUGAGAAGGGUCACCGUGAUCUAUAUAAACUUAUAAUUAGCCAUGUAAAAAGAGGUAAGAGCGAUGUUCACUAUAUACUGACAGACCUUGGUUUGGAAGAAUAUUUGGACCUUUUCAAAGAAAAGAAUAUAACUUAUCAGCAACUAUUGGAUAUGACGGAGGAAGAUAUGAAAUCGAUAGGAAUCAAUAAAUUUGGACCUCGAAGAAAACUAUCUAUUUUUAUUAAUCAAAUAAAGAAGAAAUAAACAUUAUAAAGAUUUGGAGUUCAUU